UGGAAUCGAUCAUAACUCUACCGUGAAUUAUGAAACACAUUUUGGGUAGAAGAGUUAAAUGCGUGGUGAUACAGUACAAAACGCUUCUCGUCGCCCCAUGAGAGUUUGAGGUGGGCCCAUUCUCGAAAUUUACUAUGUGGAAUGAUCGUUCAUGGAACGGUGGUUUCCCCCCUCGCGCCACGACCGGGUUAGUAUGUGGAACGACGGUCGAUCCCAGACCUGAAUACUGUUAGGCGGCGCCAUUCUACAGAAAAUAAGGGUGCUAGGUGGUUCUGGAUUCUGUGCUAGUCAUAUAAUCCGGGCAUGGAACCGUGAUAACAAGCCUCUUGGAUAGGGAACCAUAACAGGACGUGACACCCUGACCAGCAACUCGAAGGUUGACUCGAGCGAACUACGGCCAUACACUCUCUCCACUUUGAUUCUUCCGGGGUCAGGUUCAAUUUUGGGCAGCCUCGAGACGAGAACCCCGAGACGAGGUACACUAGGUACUGACAGGGAUUUGCCGAGCCACCAUUACUCGCACAAGAUAUGACCCAUGUGUGCAUUUUGAGGAGGGAAGCUUGUGGAGACUGGGGAAAGUAAAUGUAUGGGGAAAGCUAGGUAUCUAAGCCGGGGUCUCCUCGAACUAUAAAGCAUACUAUAGACCUGCCAGAGAGUGAUCUAGGUAUUCACGACCUGGAUCGCCAGUUUGUUCAAGGCGUUACCUCCAUAUUCUAACCUCAAUCAAACAGAGGUGCUGGGACAUAUAAGCAGCAAGAUGCUUCAAAACGGAAGAUGGAUGCUGGCUUCGCAUCUCAAGAAGCGAGCACUUCUCACCGCCGUCAACAUGUUCGCGGGCAUGUCCAUUUUCUUUUUUGGUUACGACCAGGGAGUUAUGGGUGGCGUCAAUAUCUCCAACGACUACAUCAACGUGAUGAACCUUGGGUACGUCGACGACGACGGUACGAUCGUUGUAACCCGCAGCUUUGUUCAAGGUGGCAUCGUCUGCGUCUUUUACCUCGGGACCCUUGUGGGCUGCUUGGCGGGCGGCGCGGUCGGAGACAAAUACGGAAGAAUUAAAACAAUUGCCAUUGGAGCCGCAGUGGCCAUUAUUGGUGCUUCGUUCCAAUGCUCGGCACAAGGUAUAGACUGGAUGAUCGUGUCACGCGUGGUAACGGGCUUCGGAACUGGAAUGUUGAACGCAAUUGUCCCGACAUAUGCUGGUGAGGUGGCAGACUACACUUCUCGGGGCCAAUUCAUCGCCUUGGAAUUCACGCUCAACAUCUUCGGCGUCGUUGUGGCCUACUGGCUCGGGUACGGAGUAAGCUUCGUCCACGACGGCGAGUCUCCCCUUCGAUGGCGCUUCCCCAUUGGGUUUCAAAUCAUCCCACUGAUCGGCUUACUUGCUGCUUGCUGGUUUUUCCCAGAGUCGCCACGGUGGCUCUGCAAAGUUGGUAGAAACGACGAGGCGUUCUUCAUUCUCCAGUGCCUACGCGGCGGUACAUCAGGAGAUGGCGGUGUCGCGGCCAUCGAGCUACGAGACAUCCAGAAUGUUGUCGACAUGGAGAAACAUGAAGAACACAACAUUACUUAUUUCAGCAUGUUCUUUGGCACUGGCAGAGGUAGCUUGCAUAUUACUCGCCGCACUCACCUGUGCAUUUGGCUUCAGAUUAUGCAGAGCUGGACCGGCAUCUCGGGUGUUACUAUGUACGGGCCUACCAUCUUCACGAUUGCAGGCUUCACCGCACACAAAGCACAAUGGCUAUCCGGACUUAACAAUGUCCUGUACAUGUUGUCUACGUUCAUCUGCGUCCUUACUCUCGACCGUAUCGGUCGUCGCAAAACGCUGUACUGGGGCAGCGUUGCUCAAGGUAUCGCUAUGUUUCUCGUUGGAGGUCUGUCCGCUGAAGGUCUCAACGCAACCACUGAAGGCCGCUCUUCGGUGGCCAAGGCCUAUGGAGCAGCAGCGGCGGCGAUGGUCAUUCUCUACACAUUUGUUUUUGGGGCAACUUGGCUGACGGUCCCAUGGCUUUAUCCAGCUGAGAUUUUUCCUGUUCGGUGUCGCGCUAUGGGCAAUAGUUGGGGUGUCGUCGGCUGGAGUAUUGGCUGCGCUACUUUGACCCUUCUCCUCCCGGAAAUGGUAAAAGGCAUCAACAACAAUAUGAUGUAUAUUUUUGGCGGUGUCAACUUUGUGACUAUCCCAAUCGUAUGGGCACUCUACCCGGAAUCCAAUCAACGCACCCUUGAAGAGAUGGACUUUCUAUUCUCUAGUCCCGAGCCAUGGGCUUGGGAGGCAGAGAAGGCGUUCAAGUUGGCCCGAGAACAAGGCCCUCCCAUUGGCCGUGGGACAAGCAUCGUAUUGAACCUCAGCAGACGCACGAGCACGGAAGCGAAAUGUGGUCUUCACGUGGACAACAUUGAUGAGACCAAAGUGUGAAAUCGGAUGAUCAGACUUCAGUAAUGCCGAUGAGAAGGGACGCAUGGGCAUAGUCUAGGUACUAAAUAUGCAGCAGCCUUGAGAUCUUUGCUCUGGCCCGCAGCCCAUGGACGGAGGAUUGAAAGUCAUAGUUCGAAAGGUCAUCUUUUUUAAGACAUUAUUCCCAUUUGAAUACUAUCCACCACAAGCACUGUGACACGGCUUGAAGUGGUUCUCUUUUGAAGUCUGUAGGAGAA
Molecule: messenger RNA, 2652 nt
Organism: Exophiala dermatitidis NIH/UT8656
Lineage: Eukaryota; Fungi; Ascomycota; Eurotiomycetes; Chaetothyriales; Herpotrichiellaceae
Product: MFS transporter, SP family, arabinose:H+ symporter
Exons: 6
Coding region: 758-2416 (552 amino acids)
Biological process (GO): transmembrane transport; carbohydrate transport
Cellular component (GO): membrane
Molecular function (GO): carbohydrate:proton symporter activity
Source: RefSeq, a predicted model, not a curated record